This is a messenger RNA of Dicentrarchus labrax (European seabass), 2661 nucleotides long. RefSeq names its product NK2 homeobox 2a (gene nkx2.2a). NCBI's taxonomy places the organism in Eukaryota, Metazoa, Chordata, Actinopteri, Moronidae. Gene Ontology annotation, molecular function: DNA-binding transcription factor activity, RNA polymerase II-specific; RNA polymerase II cis-regulatory region sequence-specific DNA binding. Bases 352 to 1194 code for a protein of 280 amino acids. The transcript has 4 exons. Gene Ontology annotation, biological process: regulation of transcription by RNA polymerase II; cell differentiation. Gene Ontology annotation, cellular component: nucleus. The record is from RefSeq and is a predicted model, not a curated record.
CUCUUCUUGCCGAAACCCUCGGCUCAAUUGAUCAAAUAGUACAUCCCCAGCAACUGGCCACAGUCUGCAGCCCAGUGCGCUCCCAUGCACCGUCACCAAACCUACUGUGACUUCCCCCUUGUCACCGUGCCACACACAGCCAAAGCAAAGCAGAAUGGCAAGGGUGAUAAGCCUGUGUGCUCUAACACACCCUGAUUGGGCUCCACACACUUUUGAGGUACUAAAUAAGUCUCACUGAAAUAAUGUCCUGCAUGGGCCAAGUGAGUUUCCCGAUCAGAUGCGCAUAGAGGCUACAGCCUGGGCCAUUCCUCCGUGGUGCGCAAAGCUCUCUGGGUGUCUGCUGUGGGCUGGAUGUCCCUUCACAUGUCGGAUUUAGCUGUGCAGCAUUACUUGGUGGAUCAGCGGAUUGUCCGAGAAGCUGGUGCAGCAACUUUUCCCUGCAUAUUCCCCCCCCACCAGAAUAUGUCGUUGACCAACACAAAGACGGGCUUUUCUGUAAAGGACAUUUUGGACCUUCCUGACACAAAUGACGAAGAAGGAUCUAUCACCGGAGCGGAGGAAGACACGGAGGGAUCGGAGACCACGUCCACGACAAAAAACACUGGAGUUUUGGUGCAAAGUCCUCUUGAAAACGUUCAAAAUCUGCCUUUAAAGAACCCCUUUUAUGACAGUAGUGACAAUCCUUACACACGAUGGCUUGCUACUACGGACAGUAUUCAAUAUUCAUUGUUUCUCCCGUUUCUUGCCGCAGUGCACGGCCUAUCCGCCAGCUCUCAGGACUCGGCCAAGUCCCCGGAGCCGUCCGCGGACGACGAAUCGCCGGACAACGACAAGGAGACCUCCAGCAGCGGCGGCAGCGACUCCGGCAAGAAGCGGAAAAGGAGGGUGUUGUUUUCCAAGGCGCAGACCUACGAGCUGGAGCGCCGCUUCAGGCAGCAGAGGUAUCUGUCCGCCCCGGAGAGGGAGCACCUGGCCAGCCUGAUCCGCCUCACCCCGACCCAAGUGAAGAUCUGGUUCCAGAACCACCGGUAUAAGAUGAAGAGAGCCCGGGCCGAGAAAGGUGGCAGGAGUUUAUUAGGGUGCAUAUGGUGCUGUGUGAACCACAGCCAGUCCACACACAGCGAAUCCACAAGUUUACUCAGUGGGACGGAGCAUCUACAGAGCAUUGUUCACAUCAGCCUCCCAUCUGCAUGAGAAGAACCUGGUGAGCUGAGAGCUGACUGACACACACCAGCUAUCUGUGGUUAAAGCAGGGAAGAAACAGAAGAGCUGCAGCUUGAUGACAGUUCAAGGAAAAAGAGGAAGAUACCCGCUGCGGCAUCUUUGAGCAUCUCCAACAUCUGUCAUGUUGUUUUUUAUUUUGUUUAAUAAAAACAGGAUUCUUUUUUGUUACCUCCCCUUUGAAUUGUAUCCAAUUCAGAAGCAAAGAAUAGUCAUUUAUACUGUGAAUGGUUAACAAAGAUAAACUAUAAAACAGUCUAUGCCUGCAACAGGUUUUAUUUCAUGACAAAUAAGUUAAAUUCAUAAUCAGCAUUGCACUGUGUUUUUUUCAAAUGCAUUCACAAUUUCUAGAUCUUCUUUCAUAUAUGUAAUUUAUGGAAUAAUUGCUCACUAAUAAAUCCCCUCUAUCUCUGUCGAGAAAAUUUACAAAACAAAAUCUUGAUGCUCAUUUGGCAGUUGAAUUUAAUUUAGUGGGUAAAUAUAAGAAGACAAAAUUUAGUGUGUAAAAUUGAAAGGGGGAGAAUAACAGUCAGUAAAGCUAUGAUCAUAAAACUAUUGUGUCAUGCAGUGUUUUAUAUAUACCUCAUAUUUUACAUCUGUAUGACAUGUAUCAUUUGAAUCAUUUGCAUGUAUCCAGUAAAUAAACAUCCUUACAAUAUUGUUCAAUUGGUUUUACAAUUAUCUCUCUCUGAGGUGUUAUAGCACUCGCUUUUAGCUCCUUUUCCUCAUCAGCAGUGUACAGUGUUGUUCUUUCACAUGCAUGAAAACAUGGCUGAGAGAGGAAACACAGAACCCAUUUGCUUAAGCGUCCUUGUCUCCAUGUAAAGAUUUUUCACAAGCUUCUUUUGUUACGAGUAUAACGGGGCAGAUUUUUAGCUCCUCUCAUGUACAAUAUCUGAAAUUGAGGACAGGACUGAGGAACACAUUCUGUCAAAAAUCCUUUGUGACAUUUUUCUGAAUGCUGAAAUCCUUACAGUAAUAUUUGACAGAGUCACAGAACAGGAUCUUAUCACACUGAAAUAAACAGAUGUGUGUUUAGCUUCCAUUCUUGCUUCCUUGGACAAGACAAAACAUGCAGCAGUGUUUUGCUGUGGGAGACGCUGAUAUUGCAGUUUUGUUUAAACUGUGGUAGUGGUAGGUCUGAGUUUAAAGCACUGCAGAUAAUCGGCGGCCAGUUUGGAGUCAUUUUGUAAAAAAAAAAAAGGAGUAAGCGUCAAGGUUCUUGACUUUGCUGAAUGCUGAGAUUAAGAAAAACAGCAGAGUCUGCAGAGUACACACUGAGACUGCCAUGAUCUGAUCUGGUAGAGUGAGUGCUCAGACAGAGAAGGAGUGUUUUUCUUCCCAGGUACCUUACUCCAUCUGUCUACUAGUAUUCCAUGACUACAGCCAUGUAAAAAUGUAAUCAGUAUGGUAAAUGAAAUAAAGGACUACAGAAAAUCA